This is a messenger RNA of Eriocheir sinensis (Chinese mitten crab), 972 nucleotides long. RefSeq names its product histone-lysine N-methyltransferase SUV39H2-like. Bases 1 to 972 code for a protein of 323 amino acids. The record is from RefSeq and is a predicted model, not a curated record. NCBI's taxonomy places the organism in Eukaryota, Metazoa, Arthropoda, Malacostraca, Decapoda, Varunidae. The transcript has 6 exons. Gene Ontology annotation, molecular function: protein binding.
AUGAUGGGGAACCUGUUAAAGAAGGAAACAGGUGACAAAUGUGACGACAAGACCUUCCCAGUUCCUUCACUGAAUGCAUCAGACCUUCCUCUGCUCCCCAGCCACACCCCAGACCACUCAGACAUUCCGGGGAAGACCAGUGGUGUGGCGGGCAUCACUCCGCCGGCCUCUGAGGUGGGCAGCGACGAGAUCUUGGCCAGGAAUCUUGAGAACACAUGCGGCGGGAUGAAGCGGAAGACCAGAGCCUCCGAGUCACCCCAGAAGAGCAAGAGGCCAAAGAGAAGUUUGAUAGACUCCUACCUAAUAAAAGAUGAGAGUGUUUCUAAGAAGACUAAGGAGGAGGAGGACGAGGAAGAAGAGGAGUUUGAGGUGGAGAGUAUAAUUGACUUCAAGAAGACACAGAGGGACCGUUACUACAAGUACCUGAGGCAGCUGCUGGAGGAUAAGCUGACGAAGGAGCUGAGGAGUAAGCGCGACGUCCAGAUGGCGGAGCUACGCAAGUGGGAGCGGAAGAUCAACACCAUCUGCUCCGACCCGGCCAAGCUGUGCGUGGAGAACACCGUUGACCUGGAGCUGCCGCCUAUGGAUUUCAAGUACAUCAACGAGUGCUUGUGCAACAAGCGGUGUUCCUGCGGCCCCAACUGCUCCAAUAGGGUGGUGCAGAAAGGCCGCAACAUCAGCCUCUGCAUCUUCCGCACUGCCAAUGGCCGGGGCUGGGGCGUGAAGGCCAUGGAGAACAUCAAGAAGGACUCCCUCGUGACGGAAUAUGUCGGGGAAGUCAUAUCAUCAGAAGAGGCUGAGAGGAGAGGGAAGAUUUAUGAUGCUCAGAACUGUACCUAUUUAUUUGACCUUGACUACAAUAAGGGGGACCAGAACCCUUACACAGUGGAUGCUGCAAAGUGUGGCAAUGUCUCCCACUUCAUCAACCACUCUCUUCAGUGGACAUGGUGGUUGUGGGUUCCCUCAGAGUAA